AUGGAUAGUAACACACAGGAAAGCCAGGUGAGAACAGCCACCGUCGGAUAUUUGAAGAUCCUCCAGCAAUGCAACCCGGACUACUUCACCGAUGCGUUCUGUGACCUCUGGAAAGCAAAAACCAUUACUUCCCCUUCCACUCCUUGUCACAACGAAAAUCAUGACAAUUGUAAGUAUGACUAUAUUUUAACUAUGGACGAGGUGCUGGGAACGGGCGUGCCAAAUGCUUUGACGUAUGGAAAGAAGCAGGGGUCAAGAUACAGAGUACUUGGCCAACUUGGACAAGGUGCUUUUGGGCAAGUUGUGAAGUGCUUUGACGAGGUUAACAAGACAUUGGUUGCAAUUAAAGUGUUGAAAAACAAACCGGCGUAUUACAGGCAAGGAAUGCUUGAAAUUGCGAUUCUGCAAUUACUCAGUGAAAAGUUUGACGCUGAUGGGAGUGGAAACACGCUCAGGAUGGUCGACCACUUUGUGUUCUAUAACCACAUCUGCAUUGUCACUGAACUGCUCUCCAUCAAUUUGUAUGAACUUAUGAAACAAAACAACUGCCGCGCUCUGUACGUAGGAUUAGCGCGCUCGAUACUUCAACAAUUGUUGGAGGCACUUGUUGUGUGCUUUAAGAAUGGCAUCGUCCAUUGCGACUUAAAACCCGAAAAUGUGUUGUUAGUUGAUAUGACAAAGAAGAUCAAACUUAUCGACUUUGGUUCGGCGUGUUUUGAAAACAGCACGCUGUACAGUUAUAUUCAGUCGAGACAUUAUCGGUCACCAGAAGUUAUAUUGGGGUUACCAUAUUCAACAGCAAUAGACAUGUGGUCCUUCGGGUGUAUGGCAGCGGAACUCUUUGUGGGUAUACCAAUAUUUCCGGGGAACUGCGAAUACAACAUGUUGUAUAAGUUCAUUAAUAUGAUUGGGAUGCCACCACGAUCUUUACUCGAUAGAGGAACGAAGACCUCAAAAUAUUUCAGACGAAAGCGUCCUGCAGAAAUGAAAAAUAAAGACGACGUGUGGGCAUUCAAGCUGAAGAGAGAGUUUGAGAGCGAUUCAAAUACGUACACAGAACCAAAUCGCGAGUACUUUUCUUACAAAACACUUGAAGACAUCGCUAUGAAAGUCAAUUUCAGAGUCUCUGCAGCAGACGAACCAAGAAAGCCAGAGAUGAGAAACGCCUUUUUGGAUUUCAUUAAAAGAGCACUGCAAUGGGAUCCCGAAAUGCGAAUGAGACCAGACCAAGCACUUCAACACCCUUUUAUUACUAAAAAGCCAUUCACCGUUGACUACACACUCCCACCAACAAAUGAACCUUUAAGAACAUUCCCACCAGGAACACAACUGUCGCCAGAAGAAGUUUUGAAGAAGAUUGCACCAAACCCAGCAGCCGCAGCGAAGUUGAAAAGUAUGGGAUAUAAUGCGACCACGUAUUACCAAGUCUACUCUGAUGGACUGAAUAAGGGAGUUGUACUCAACAUUCUGAAUUCGAAUCCAUUCUACUUGCAACCAAUGACACCACCUUCACUGAUUAGGCUCAACCAAUUUGAGGAAGAGAUGUUACAAAAACAACGGAUGAGAGCACAAAGCGAGAACAGAGGAAUUAUGUACCAAGGCCUUGCAUCGGCAAUUCACCAAAACGUUGUCAAUUCACAAAUCAAGUUUAAAACGUUCAAUGAGAUCAAAAAGGAGAAGGAGGAGAACAUGGCGCGCAAACAACGUCGCCAAACGUCGGACAUUUUCUCAACGAAAGCGAUGGAACCACUGUCCCCGAAGUCUGAGGAGUAUUUAGCACAGAAAAUGAAGAAUGGAGGCCAACCGAUGGAAAUGAGUGACAUUGAUGAGAAGAAAAAGCAGAUGGAAGAAGACAGUGCUGGGUCAUGGAGUACAAAUACAGGGAUGCUUCUACCUCCUGGGAAUUGGGGAACGACAUCCUCCGACAGUGACUUUUAA
Molecule: messenger RNA, 1938 nt
Organism: Entamoeba invadens IP1
Lineage: Eukaryota; Evosea; Mastigamoebida; Endamoebidae
Product: serine/threonine protein kinase ppk15, putative
Exons: 1
Coding region: 1-1938 (645 amino acids)
Biological process (GO): peptidyl-serine phosphorylation; peptidyl-threonine phosphorylation
Cellular component (GO): cytoplasm
Molecular function (GO): protein serine/threonine kinase activity; protein tyrosine kinase activity; ATP binding
Source: RefSeq, a predicted model, not a curated record